UCAGACUUCCCGCGAUCCCGCAAACAGCGGUACAAAUAAACACACGCCUAGUCUCUAACACAAACAAACAGGGUCACAUUAUCACGUGCCAAGGCGUACACAGCCUUGAACUUGUCCCCUCUUUACGUCUGAUCAACCUGUUCAAUUUUUUUAACCGGCUAGUUAUCGCUGAUAAGAUUUGUUAUGAAUUGAUUUCAAGUGCCAACAUUUGGAUUGUAUCGUCUGCUGAUUUUUAGAUUGAUCUAAAUCUAGCAGACGAUGAGAUAGCAACAAGCUUUUGAAACAAAACUUUGACAUUACUUUUUAAAGUCUUAGAUUCCGGUAGCCGGUACAAAACUUUAUUUUUUAACCGCAAGAGACGGUGAAGUUUACCGUUAGAUGUGCUAGAAUCUGCUGGAUUAUUGAUCCCGGCGUGUAGUGACUAGUGUGUUGUUGAUUCGUUGGACUUAACACAGAGAGGCAAUUAGUGUGCUGGAGUUGUUUUUUUUUUUUUCUUUCAGUGUUGGGAUUAUAAACACAGGUCGACAGAUACUUUGGGAUCUCAUUGAAACGUGAGGCAGGGGACUGCAAUGAGGAGAUAAAAGUCUUAGUUUCUACAAUGACCGACGCUGGCGAGCCCUUGGCUGCCGUCACUACCUAAGGGGGGGAUAACUAGCUGUGACUGCGUAGAAAACACCCUACUCUUUGUGGUGAAGAUGAGAUUAGUUCCACACGGAGGGAUCUUACUCCUGGCUGUGCUCUUAUGGCAACUAGCUGCUACACAAGACUGGAAUAAUGACUGGAAGCCUGACUGUACUGGCGAUUACUGUGAUCCAGAGCCAGCUGAAUCAACGACACCCACUACAACCAAAAGAACCAAACCUCUUAAAACAACCAGACCUCCAAAAACAACCAAACCUCCCAAAGUGACCAAGACAACAACAACAACACAGAAACCAGUCAGUCAUAAACUCAACUGCACAGCGGCAGAUUUAAAGAAGGCAGCAUGUCGGAAUGGGGGGACUUGUUAUGCGGUGAAGUUUGGCUCCUCCAGACUUGCAAGCUGUCACUGUCCUGCUAAGUACACAGGCAAAAAAUGCGAGAUGAUAGAUUCAGAUGUAAUGUUUGCUGGAUGGGAAAUUGUUGUUGGAGUCAGUGUCGCUGCUAUAGUUUUGUUAAUUGUAGGAAUUGUUUUAUAUGUCUAUCUCAAGAGAUCUAAAAGAAAAUGUCCCUGUUUGAACAGGGAAGAGGAAUCAGAAACAAAUGGGAAGCCAGAAGGUCAACCUUUAAAAGAAAACAAAUCACAUAUCCAUAAUGUUGGAGAAAACAAAAAUUCAAAACCUGAGACAAGUGCAUUGUUGUGAGACGUAAUUAGUCAAGUAUGCUUAUAAUGGUCAAGUUGGCACAACAUAAGAGAACUUCUGCCAGCAUCUACAUACUGCAAGUUAUAUAUAAAAGGCUUGUCAUCUAGUCCAAAGAUUAGUGAGGACUGCAGCAUUUCAUAUGGCUUCUUAGCUCAGAUGCAACCUACAUAUUUUGCCUCACCCAACAUAGAUAUAACCGUUGUCCACCAGUGGUUGAUUUAGACUCUCUUUUCCCCAUCUAAAUCUGUCCUCGGCAGUGGAUUUCUUUUGUGAGCUGUAUAAAUUACUCAAUCAAAUGUAGAAUCCCAUAAUUUCAAUGAAAUAUUUGUUUUUUAUUUCAAAAACUAAAUUAGGCAUUUGUUUAUCAGGAGAAUUACUUUGGAAGCAUUAAUAGAUAUAUACAUUUAUGACAUCAAAAUAUAUUACAUAAAAUUUAAAUAUAUAAAUAUAUAUUACUAUAUAUAUCAAGGUAAAAAAUAAGAAGAAAACCUAAGAUCUAUAUAGACCACUCUGUGUCCCAGUUUAGGUUGCCCUAGGAGAGAGAGCAUAAUUCGCCUGUCUAAUGGAAAUGAGCUAUGUUGCCUAAUUAGAAUAAAAUUUCAAAAUCAAAUUAGUAAUUGGGAAGCGCUUGAACUUGGCUUGGCUUGGCUACCUAGAAGGGGGCUCGAGGCUCGACACCCAACUCGGGCAGAGUUGUGUUUACUGAGCGCCUAAAGGCAGCGUGGAAAACCAACUCCUAGAUAUCCCCCCCCCCCCCCCCAACCACGGUCCACAGAUGAGAUUGGACCAAAAGCGCUCUGAGCGUGCUAUAAGCAUGAAAGUAGUGCUAUAUAAAAGGUAUAAUAAUAAUAAUUUCAGUGGGCUAGUAAGUUCAGUGCAUGUCUGUGAGCAUGUAAAUGCAGUGAAUGUCUGUGGAAAGGUUGACUAUUAAUUAAAAUGAAUUUAUUAAAGGAUUAUUGAAAAUAGUUGAAGAUUUUGAUACAGUGUGAUCUGAAUGAGUUUCUUUUUGAGCAAAGACAAAUUUUUACACACAUGUAAAAUUCUGUAACCUAUACAGCACCAAAAAUGGCUUUUUUUAUUGAUAUUAUUUUUGUUAUGUUUGUUUUUAGAAGAACCAUUGUUUGUUUUUUUUCUUUUCGUUUUGUUUUUUUUAAAGAAAGUGAGAACAUGUUCAAUAAUGGCAAAAUAUAAGAGGAAGGGGGGGGGGGAGAAACUAACUUGACAACAAUUUGUUACAAAUAGGAAAUAGUUUAUAGCCUUUGAUUUAUUUGGCUGUAAUGUUGAUUUACAUAAUUGGUUUACACAAUUUAUAAAAAUCCAAUUGAUACUACUAAGUGAAGAAGUCCUGGCUGGGAAUAUGUUUUGUGUUAACAUAGAGCUUAUUUAAUUGAAUACAAGUGUUAAAGGAGUGUCAUCUCAGGGGGGCAGAUGAUUUAUAUGUUUCUAAGUAAAGUUCCCCUUUCAGUCCUUGUGGUCAAUAGGGCAGAUGAUGUAAAGGUCAUCUGUUUCAGUGGCCUACGGUUAACGAGGGUGUCAUGUGGCCAGCACAACGAUCAUCCGCCUUUACUUUUCCCCAACUAAUGUCAGGUACCCAUUAGAGCUGGGUGGACUCAGAGGCGCCCAAAGAUCCCGAAAUUAAUAUUCCCAGUCUUGACCAGGAUUCGAACCCGGGACCCCCGGUUCAGAAACCAAACGCUUUACCGCUCAGCCACAGCGCCAUCUUCUGUUUCUAAGACUGAUAGUUAACUAACUACUUUUACUUCCCCAAUGCAUGUUGGUUACCCAUCAGUGAUGUAGCGUGAUACCCAUGGGCCCGGGUUUGACAAUGCACCCUCCCUUCACAAGUGACUAGAAGGUUAGGACAAAAAAAAUCAAGGCAUUCUGCAUGAAUCAGUGCAUUUACAUAGAGAUUCCAAUGUAUGUAACACAGUAAUAAAAGUCUCGAGACACUCAAGUCAGAAUUUCUUAAAAUCAAUUCUGUCAUGGCACGCUUAAAGUAAUAAACAUUAUCUUUUAGGCCCCCAAUAGUCAUGGACUUGGGCUAAAUGAACCUCUUUGUGCCAUGGUUGCUACACAACUGUUACCCAUUACAGUUAGGUGGACUUAAGGGAAUACUAAAGCUCUAAUUCCCUAUCAUCAUCAGGGUUCAAACUCACGACCCCCUCAGUAUGGAAUCCAAGCAUUUACCUCUCAGAAUAUUUCAGUUUCAUGUACAUAAUGAUGUGAUUGUGUUCUGUCUGUGAACCACUCUCGUCAUGAUAUUAUUUGAGUGUUCACUUUCAAUCAUUACAAGCAUUUUUUUAAACUUAACAUUUAUCUUGUAACCCCACAAUGGCUUAUAUCUACUGCAGUAGCUCAUUUUUUACUGCAGUGGCUCAUAUCUAUUGCAGUGGUUCAUAUCUACUGCAGUGGCUUAUAUCUACUGUAGUGGCUCAUAUCUACUGCAGUGGCUCAUAUCUACUGCAGUGGCUCCUAUCUACUGCAGUGGCUCAUAUCUACUGCAGUGGCUCAUAUCUAUUGCAGUGGCUUAUAUCUACUGUAGUGGCUCAUAUCUACUGCAGUGGCUCAUAUCUACUGCAGUGGCUCCUAUCUACUUUGCUUCACUAAUGAAGUUUUUCAUCAUUUUUAAGCUUGACUUCCUUCCCUGUCCCACUUUUCACAACCCAUGACUUGAAAUCUUGCAUUGUCAUUUUACAUGUUAUAUUAUUAUCUGUUCUUGGUGGGGCCUAGGAGCGCUUUAUUGUUUUAUUUAUAGCGCUUUAUUGUUUUAUUUAUAGCAAAAAUUAUAUUGAGAUUGUUGUCAAUAAAAUUUUAUAAAUAUCAUAUUUUUUAAGUUGCAUUAUAUUGUAUUGAAAUUUUUAUUGAUGCUUUUAUUGUCAUUUAACAAUUAUAUAAUUUGUUGUAGGUGUAUUGAUUGUUUUAUUGAUUGAAACAGUUGUAUUGAGAGUAUUUUGUCAGAUUAUAUAGAUUAUUUAUAGAUUAUAUAGGCCUACAUUUCAUAGUUGAAAGCUGUAUCUUGUGUCUCAAAGAGUAGAGUAGCCACAGAUUUCUGAAUCUCUGAAGGAAGAGAAUAUUGAAGUGGCACAGGCUGCAGUAACUCUGAUAUGGAUCUUUGACUGUAUCUAGGGAGAGAUCUGAAUGAAAAGAUGUGUUGGCCUAGGAACUUUAUAAGCUGUAGCAACUCCGAGGUGGGUGGAUUGCGGAUAAGGAAAGCUGUAAAAUAACUGGCCAAUACAUUAUGAAGGGGAAAAAAUGAUUGCCAGAUUGGAAAGUAUUAAAACAAUAGCAAAGUUUUUCAAAUACUCCUAGCCUUACUAGUUUGCGUUAUACUUGUCUGCUUGUAGAGAUCUCAACACUUCUUCUAUUGAAUAUGUAGCUUUCAAAGAAUUCUAUUCACUAGAAAAUAGAGUUUUAUUGUAUGUUAUACCCUUUUAAUGCGUAAACAAUGUUUUAAAAGAUUCAUUUAUGUGUAAUACUGCAAUAGAAAAAAGAUUUAUCACAUUUUAACACUCUGUUAGUUGUUUUUAUUUUUUAGGAUUUUGUCACUAUCACUAAGUGAUCACAUCGAGCAUAACACUUUAAUUAAAAAAAAAACUUUGUUGAAAAUGCAGGAAUUUUAUUUUUUUUAUUACUGAAUGUUGGUUACAUUUUGUAUCUCAGACGGUAACUCUUUUAGCACAGAGAUACAUUUGUUUGAGUUUAAAAUUACUUUUGAAUGCAGCGAACAUUGUAUGCACGAAGAGCAGCCAUGUCGAGUGGUUUGUACUUUGAACUGUCUUCUUUAUGGUUGAGGGCUCAAAAUCUGUUCGCUGCCAUCCCCCGCCAUUCUGCGGGUGGUUUAGGUUACAAUGUUAAAAGAUGAAGGGACAUUCAAAGCAUGUAAAACAAAAGAACAGCAAAUACUAUUUAAUUAAGAAUGAUAGGCCUACUUAUCUCAUUAAAAUGUGAAUAGGUGUUUGAAAUGUUUAUAUGCAUAGAAUAUUUGUCAAUAAACUUUAUAUUAAAAUGAAUUGAUGCAAAUGUUUACUGUGAGAUCUUGUAAUGUUUUUUUUUUAUUAUGCUUGACAUGGUCAGUGUACUGAGAUUACUAGAUUUAGAAAUAGAACGUAAGAUUCUUCUUCUUUCCACAGGCUUUUAUGUUACUUGAUUGUAGGCUAUUUUUGCAGUCUGUGCCAUAAAAACAAAAAUAGCGGGCACAUCUUUUUAGCUGCUCAGAACUGAAGAAAACAGCCCACUUUUUUUUCCUUGGCACAGUCUGCAAAAGAGCUCACAGCUCAGCAGCAAUAAAGCUGGCUAGAAGAAGAAGAAGAAGCUGCUCAGUAACACCUUACAGUAUGUUAGAACGCUAGAUAAAAGUCAUACUUAUUGGACAGCGGCUUCGCAGGUACUGCAGGGUGUAGCACUGUGUGCUGCUGGCAGACGCAGGGUCGCCGGCUCUUGGUUUUUCUCAGGGUUGAUUCCCGAAGCCGCUGAUCCCAAACUGCACUGACUUUUGCCAUUCCUUUGGAUAGAUCAGCUGCGUGUAGAAGGGGGAACUGUGGCGUGGGCAAGUUCCGACCAAUUCCCAGGGAUUUAUGGGAUGAUCCAAAGUAGUUUCCUGACUGAAGGAGGUCAUUGUGGUCAUGCUAAACUUAUGGGUCUAAAUAAUGAAUUAAUUUCAUUACAAAAUAUCUCCGUAUAUUAAUUGUUGUACUUGAAGCUAUUUAAAAGAAGGGGAUUGUGAAGAAGGAUAACUUUUUUUUUGUUUUUACAACAAUGUACAAUUACCUGGCUAUCAUCCUUGGUAAAUUACUCAAAUGCCUAGCAAUAAAAAAAACAACCCAAAAACUUG
Molecule: messenger RNA, 6174 nt
Organism: Biomphalaria glabrata
Lineage: Eukaryota; Metazoa; Mollusca; Gastropoda; Planorbidae
Product: pro-neuregulin-3, membrane-bound isoform-like
Exons: 9
Coding region: 696-1343 (215 amino acids)
Biological process (GO): epidermal growth factor receptor signaling pathway; positive regulation of cell population proliferation; positive regulation of mitotic nuclear division
Source: RefSeq, a predicted model, not a curated record